Molecule: messenger RNA, 4228 nt
Organism: Mauremys reevesii (Reeves's turtle)
Lineage: Eukaryota; Metazoa; Chordata; Testudines; Geoemydidae
Gene: TFPI
Product: tissue factor pathway inhibitor
Exons: 8
Coding region: 340-1278 (312 amino acids)
Biological process (GO): negative regulation of peptidase activity
Cellular component (GO): extracellular region
Molecular function (GO): serine-type endopeptidase inhibitor activity
Source: RefSeq, a predicted model, not a curated record
GUUUCUUUCGUGAUUGCUGCUAUUUAGAAAAGUUACCCUAAAACGCAGGCGAGGUCACAACACUCUAAACAGGAAGCUUCCCUACUGCUGCUGAUCUCAUUGAAUCUUAGCCAGAAUAACCCUCUCUUCACAACAAACAGAGGAGCAACCUCUGGCAGCGUAAUCAGCAGGCUGCUACAGCUGCAUUAUAGCAGGAUCAGAUUGCAUUUUUCCCAUUGUAUCUCCCCCGCUCCCAAGUCCUAUCUUCAACAAGAAUUGAUAGCAGAGAAGCAAGCUCAACCGGCUUCAGGAAUUCGCCAAUUCUCUUUCAAGAACUGCUUACAGGAAUUUGGUUGAAAGAUGAAAGAAAUGAAGAGAGGCUGUUUCUUAGUUACUACCUUACUCCUGUUGUUGGGCUGUGUCCCAUGGCAUGCGACUGCAGACUCAAAAGAUGGAGAAGACGACCAGGAUAUCCCAGGUGCUGCUUUACCACCACUGAAGCUAGGAAAUUCAAUCUGUGCUUUGAAGGCAGAUGGCGGUGACUGUAAAGCAAUAUAUACAAGGUAUUACUUCAACAUUCAAACCCGCCAGUGUGAGAUGUUUGAAUACGGUGGAUGCCAUGGCAAUGAGAACAACUUCAUAACACUAGAAGAAUGCCAGGAUAUGUGCGUGGUAUCAGAAUUCCCAGUGAAGAAAACCCGUGGAAGAUUUGGAAAAGAAAAGCCCAACUUCUGUUUUAUGGAGCAAGACCCUGGAAUCUGCCGAGGCUAUUUUUCCAGAUAUUUCUAUAACAAGGAGUCACAGCAGUGUGAAAAGUUCAAGUAUGGUGGAUGCCUGGGAAAUCAGAACAACUUUAAGGCCUUGGAAGAAUGCCAGAUUGCCUGCCAGGACAAUUCAAAUUCAUUGCAAUUAGACCAACAUGCAGAACACCCCAUCAUGAUGAACAAUAGCUCUCCCGUUGCAAAGCCCAGUGAGUUUCCAAGGCUUUUGGUUUUCUCAAUGUUUUUAGAACCACCUCCUCUCCCUUCUCUCUGCAUGACUCCUGCGGAUCGAGGCCUUUGCAAAGCCAAUGAGAAAAGAUUCUUCUAUGAUCACUCAACUGGAAGAUGCCAUCCAUUUAGCUACAGUGGGUGCGGUGGGAAUGAAAAUAAUUUCACCUCCAAAAACUCAUGUCUGAAGACCUGUAAGAAAGAUUUCAGUAAAAAACAAGGACGAAGAGGUUUAUUGAAAAUCAAGCGAAAAAGAAAGAAACAGCCAGUGAAGGUGACGGAAGAUGAAAUCAUCAUUGAAAGGAUAUAACUUCUGCUGUUAUAAAAGAGAAAUGUGAACUACUCCAUUAUCUUUCAUCUGUGAACAAAAGUAUUAACGACAGCAUUUUGAAACUCCUUACUGUACUGAUCAUUUGAUUAUACAUUAUUGGAUGGCUUAUCUAUUUUGUUUUGUUUUGUAUUCCUCUUUCAUGUGUGCUAAGUGAUCAGCAUUUAAUUUUUCUCUGAUAAACUUAGUUAAGAAUGCAGUUUGGCAACGUACACUCACCAACAGAGCUGAGGUAGGACAAAACAGACUGUGGGUGUAUAUCUGAGCCACAAUGAUUCAAAGAUCAGGCAGGCUUCACCUAGUCUGUUUUAUUGUCUUGUUUGUCUCCCUCUGGAAACUUUCUUCUCAAAAGGACGUAUAGUGCUUUUUAUAUAGGAGAAUGAAUAAUUCAUUCCUGAAUACAGAUAGAGAGCUAUUGCUAAAAAGAGAGACUGGGCCUGAUUCUGAUCUCAUUUAUUAUACAUUGUGUAAACCAGGUCUUAACUCUGCUGGAGUCCGUGGAGCCAGACUGCUGUAAAUAGGGUGUAGGAUCAGAGUUAGUCCCACUAAGACCACAAAGAGAAUAUUCAAGUCAUAAACGUGUGGAGAAAUGUCACUGUGGAUAUUCACAAAGCCCAAAGUAUAUCAGGGACACCGAUCUCUACAGUUGAAGUCAUCAAGCCUCACCUUGUUGUGGCAAUGGAGACAUGGCUGACAAGAUAAUAGUUCCCCAUAAAGCAUGUAUAUCUUUGUCUAUUUACAAAAAAUUGUAAGUAAGUUGGGCAUUUUAAAGGUUUCAUGACAUGUCCUGUCCCUUUGAAAAUAUAAUAGAUGCUGGAUAGGUUUGGUUUGGUUUUGUUUGUUUUUUAAAAAGAGCAUUUAUCAUUUGGCAAUAAAGGCUUUGUAUAUAUAAAAAUGAACUGGUUUUCAGAAUACUUAUCUUAAUUGAUAUGGCCCUACUUCCAUGAUAUGUGAGCCCCUCACACUCAUAAAUAUACCUUUCCUCACUAUACUGUUGAGCCAUACGAAAUUGUUCUUAUCACUGAUUUACAGACAGGGAACUGAAACAGAGAAACUAAAGGCCAGAUUUUUAAAGGUAUUUUGGUGCUUAAAAAUGUAGAUGGGUACUUUGGAAAAUCCCAGUAGGUACCUAUCUGCUUUUUUAGGCACUUAAAUACCUGGCCCUAUGUGACUGUUUCAAGUCACACAGAAAAUUGUUGCAGAAGAAGGAACUGAAGCUAUGUCUGCUAUGUACAAAGAUAGUGCCUCAGCCACUGAACCAUCCUUCUGUUUAGUAUGAGUUGUCUGAGUGAUUUCAGAAGCCUAUGUGUUUUGUAUUGUUUGUCCUCUGCUACAUUUUGUGCUACUACUGCUUUGAAAAAUGCUUCUAGGACUGAAAUACUCACUAGAAAAUAUGAUGCCUUAGUCUUGUAUCUUUAAUAAAACUCUGUGAGGAGCAAAGAAUUAUAAUGUGAUAACUGCUUGACUGGACCAAAUUGAGCUCUUCUUCACCAGUGCAAAUCCAGAAUAACUCCAAUAACUAGUGAAGAUCAAUAGUGUCGUUUCUCCCCACGUGUAAUGGGUCUGAUUCUGAUCUCACUUACUGCAGUUCAAAGUCUACACUGGGGUAACCAACAGCAUAACUUGCUCCAGCAAUCACAUUAUGACUGCACUCCUCAGUCCCAGUGAAGCAUGUUAGGAUCUUUGGCUGAAAGAUUCAGUAUACUGGGAAAAUCAGAUGAAAAUAUGUUAAAUCAAACCUAGAAUGAGAAACAUAUUCAGUAUUAUAUAAGGAAGCUUAGUCAUAAAGUGUGCAGAUUAUGAACUGCAUUGUAAUGGAGCAGAUAACUUUAUUAGACAUCUGGGCAAGUUAGUAAUGAUAAGUGCAGCUAGAAGGCCUGAUCUUGCAUGGUUAUGCAGGCUAAACUCCCAUUGAGUUUAACUGUAUGUAUCAGAACUGUCUUGUCCAAUCAUUGUAAUAUAGCGAUAUGCACAAUUGUGGGAAACAGAAUCUUGGUUUUUCAUUUUAGCUGAAAAUGAGCCCCUCCAGCAGGGUUGUGACUCCCUCCUCCCCCCCUUGCAGCAUUCUGAGGUGUUGGCUUAGUACUAGCUCAAAGGAAAAACUGCCCCCUACUGAAUCUCCAACCCUACUUUCUGGAGCACCUGGGUCUGUCUUGGAGAGCACCCAUCCAAGCACUGUUUGUCAGCCAUCAGAAUCCUGCAGAGUAUAUGAGAUCUGCAGAGAUAUCAUCCUGAAGUGCUACAUGGAGCUCAAAAAUGCCAUUUUAAGAUAUUCUGGGCCUGGUUCUCACUUACACUAUGGGCCAUUAUACCACUCUGGCAAUAUCCCUUUAAGGCACCAUUACACUGCUAGAGCAGUAUAAAGGGGCCCUAGUGUAAACGAGCAUCAGGCCCCUAUUCUUUAGUAGUAAGAGCAGAGUUCUCAAACCAGCAGCAGUUCUAAGAUGGAUUUGCAUUGUCUUUUCUUAGGGAAAAUCCUUUCUUUUCCAUCAAGUCUGCUCCAUGGCUGCCAUUGCAACCCCAGGGUGUCACCGUUUGCAAUGUUGAGACUGUAAAGAAGCUUAAAGUAAUGGGACCUUCCGUAGUAUGUAAAUCAGACAAAUAUUAGUUUCACCUAUUACUUCAUGUACUAAGAAAACAUAUUGCAAGUGGAUUAAUUGUGUAUGUGUCUUCUUCAAUCCAAAGCAUUGUUACUAAAGUGAAAGCUGAAAUCAGACUUUCACUUUAUGCAAAACCCUGUCUUUACUGUGUGGUUUUUAUAAAAGUGAAAAUCUGCUAAAUAUUGUUUGCAAUAUUGUUAACCCUGUUGUCUUUUAAAACUGUAAUAACCAGGAGUUUCAUGAAACAUUGUUCUCUUCUUUUAUCCGUGCAUUUGUUUCUGUAUGGUAAUCUGGAUUUUGUAGCAUAGUAAUAAAUGGAAAAGUUUAUGAUA